AUGGAUCUAUUUGCUUCUACAACCUGCUUAUUUUUAGCGGCUUUCGUUCUUAUCACGACUUCAGCAAACAAACUAAACGUCCCACGCCUUCGCCUCUCAUAUAAAGACCUGGUGGCCACUAAUCGCUCCUUUAUCUUCUCGGGCCUAAAUGGUGACCUGCAGGUGUCAGCCAUGUUUUUGGAUGAGUACCACGACAGGCUCUUUUUGGGAGGAAAGGAUGUACUUUACUCUCUUCGACUGGACCUCACACACACUGAUGCGAAAAAGAUUCACUGGCCAUUACCCGCCAACCGAGAAGAGUGUAUUUUGAAAGGAAAGGACCCAGAGACAGAGUGUGCUAAUUUUGUGCGUGUUCUGCACCCCUUUAAUCGGACUCAUCUGUUGGCUUGUGGAACCGGAGCUUUCCAACCUGUGUGUGCACUGGUGUAUGUUGGCCAUCGUGGAGAACAUGCCUUUUUACUGGAUCCUUCUACUGUGGAAAAUGGCAGGGGACGAUGCCCUCAUGACCCCAAACUUCCUUUUGCCAGUACUUUUACAGGUGGGGAGCUCUACACCGGCCUGACAGCUGAUUUCUUGGGACGUGACUCUGUGAUUUUGAGGAGUUUGGGGAAUCGAUCUCCCAUGAGGACUGAAACAGACCAGAAAAUACUACACGAGCCCAGGUUUGUGGCGGCCCACCUCAUUCCAGACAGUGCAGAUAAGGAUGAUGAUAAAGUGUACUUCUUCUUUACUGAGCGAGCGAGCGAGGUCGGUGAGAGAGAGGGAGAAGCAGCCAUACACACCCGAAUUGGAAGAGUGUGUGCGAAUGACAUCGGGGGAAAGAGAGUGCUGGUGAACAAAUGGAGUACGUUUAUUAAAGCUCGACUAGUGUGUUCUGUACCAGGACCUCAUGGUAUUGACACACACUUUGACCAGCUGGAAGAUGUAUUUCUUUUGAAAACUAAAGAUGAAAGAAACCCAGAGGUUUAUGCUAUCUUCAGCACCAUCAGUAACGUGUUCCAGGGUUAUGCAGUAUGCGUAUAUAGCAUGGCUGACAUUCGAGAGGUGUUUAACGGACCAUUUGCUCAUAAAGAAGGUCCAGACUAUCAAUGGGGUCCAUAUGAGGGCCGAGUUCCAUAUCCACGGCCCGGAGUGUGCCCGAGUAAGAUCACGGCUCAGCCCGGUCGUGUGUUUGGAAACACUCUGGAGUUUCCGGACGCCGUGCUCCAGUUUGCGCGAUCUCAUCCUCUCAUGUGGCGGGUUGUAUACCCAGCACAGCGCCAGCCUCUGCUUUUACGCACUGGCAUGCCGUACAGGCUCACACACAUCACAGUGGACCGAACUCUGGCUGAAGACGGUCCGUAUGAUGUCAUGUUUAUUGGCACAGAUAUUGGCACUGUUCUUAAGGUCAUUGCACUGCGCAAUAGCAAUUCUCUCACUACUGAGGAGAUAACACUGGAGGAGCUGCAGGUGUUCAAGAAGCCAGCUCCCAUCACCUCCAUGGGGAUAUCAGUAAAGCGGCAAUCACUGUUUGUCGGGUCGAGUGUUGGCGUGGCGCAGGUGCCCCUGCAUCGCUGCAGUAUGUACGGUAAAGCAUGUGCCGAGUGUUGCCUGGCCAGAGACCCCUACUGUGCCUGGGAUGGACACACAUGCACACGUUAUGUUGCCAAUGCCAAACGGCGCUACCGCAGACAGGACAUCAGACAUGCCAACCCAGCGCUGCAGUGCAGAGAUCAGACUCAGAGCGUGGAGGACGUCAGUGUGAUCGAAGUGCGGGUUGUUUAUGGAACAGAAAACAACAGCACGUUUUUGGAGUGUGUUCCUCGAUCCCCGCAAGCCACCGUCACCUGGCACAUCCAGCGGGAUGAACAUCUGGAGGAGUUGAUCUUGGAUGAGCGUUUGGUCAAAACAGAAGAGGGUCUGCUAUUCCGUCGGGUCUCAAGGCACGAUGAAGGGGUGUACGUGUGCCGCUCACGCGAGCAUGGAUUUGCUCAAACCCUCUCCCGUGUCUGGCUGGACGUGUUACGUGGAGAUACCCUCACCAACCUACUAUCACAAGACAGCAAACAAAAGGCGUGGCCUCCAUGCCCCGCACAAGCAGGUUCAGCUAACCGUACGCCAUCGAAGGCAUGGUUUAAGGACGUCCUGCAGCUGAUUGGUCCGUCAAAUCUCCCUCAGGUGGAACAGUACUGUGAGCGUGUCUGGUGCAAUGAAAAACUGCGGCGGAAACACAAAAACAUGUUGGACAAAUACAGACAAGCACAAGAUAUAGCACGGAAAACCAGGGUCACCAAGAACACGGGGGAGCGGAACCGCAUGCCGCGGGAUACACGCGCAGCUGAGUAAGAAAGCUGGAUUUAUGGACAAAGACAAGGGUUAUUAGUUAUAAAGACUCAGUUAUAACCCUUCUAAAACUUAAAGACACUAGAACAUACCUACUUCUCUCACUCUGACACACAGAGAGGUAAAUGUGUGUGUACAAUACAGAACUCUAAUUCUGCAUUACGUUUUCUGUUAACAUGCUAUUGUAUGAUGUAAUAUGUCAUCAUUUGACGAGAGUUGGAGUUUCAACAAAACAAACAAAUGUCAUUGGGUUGUAUACGCAUACUUCUAUAUAAGAAUUCAGUUUACUGUAGUUUUCUACUGUAGGAGGUAAUGAGAUCCAGGUGUGUUUAUAACACAAAAUCUGGAGUAAAUUCCAACCAAACCCUCAGUGUGUUUAUGUUAAGACUAAUAUUCCAAUUACUAAAGGUAAGCAGUGCUGGUUAUCUAAAUGCUAAUGUCAACAUGAUAGUCAAGUCUUUUUAGUUAGAGAAAAUACAUUUGAAAUAAAAUAAAUUUGUUGAAGCCUCCUGGAU
This is a messenger RNA of Trichomycterus rosablanca, 2837 nucleotides long. RefSeq names its product sema domain, immunoglobulin domain (Ig), short basic domain, secreted, (semaphorin) 3bl (gene sema3g). The record is from RefSeq and is a predicted model, not a curated record. The coding region runs from base 1 to 2325 and encodes 774 amino acids. Gene Ontology annotation, biological process: semaphorin-plexin signaling pathway; neural crest cell migration; negative regulation of axon extension involved in axon guidance. Gene Ontology annotation, cellular component: plasma membrane. The transcript has 16 exons. Gene Ontology annotation, molecular function: chemorepellent activity; semaphorin receptor binding. Lineage: Eukaryota; Metazoa; Chordata; Actinopteri; Siluriformes; Trichomycteridae.